AUAGUUGGCGAUUAAUUAAGUUGUCGAUUACUAAUCGAUAAACUGUUGCGACCCCUACUUGCAAGCCUUUCGUAUUUAACAGUUUGCAUUUAAUUCUAGUGACAUGUUUGUUGCAUGUUGAGAUGCAAUUGAUUUUUAAAUGUGUGUUUCUCUACCAUGUCAACAGACGACAACAAAAAUACAACUGAUGUGAAAUGUGAAAAAUUACAAAGACGCAGUAAGGGUUAAACCCGUGUGGAGUGCGGUGGGAUCCCAGUUGAUCGUGAGGCACCUGGCUGUCCCUGCUGUCAUGAGCUGAUGUUGGUCCGCCUGCCCAGUCUCUCUGCUCCGUCAGUCUGCAGCAGCAGCAGCUCCCGAAGGCUGCAGCAGGACGCCAGUCCCACAGUCCCACCGCUCGACCACUGUCAUUUGACGGGGUUCUUGCUGCGGAGGACAAUGGAGAGAGCCAAUCACGUCCACAUCGCAAUGGUAGAAGACAUCGGCACCAACGGGGUGGCCUGUUCAAAGGCUGUCACAUCCACGGAGCCCGACAAGCAGCCCUGCGGAUCCACCGUGAGCUUCCACAACAUCCAGUACCAGGUUGAGGAGCUGAAGAGUGGCUUCUGCAAAAGGAAAAGCAGCUCCAAGGAAAUACUGGUGGACCUCAAUGGGAUUAUGAGACCUGGCCUGAAUGCCAUUCUUGGACCUACUGGAAGUGGAAAAUCUUCAUUUUUGGAUAUUCUGGCCGCAAGGAAGGAUCCCUGUGGUCUCUCUGGAGAAGUACUCAUUGACGGAGCACCACAGCCUCCAAACUUCAAGUGCCUCUCUGGUUAUGUGGUUCAGGAAGAUGUGGUCAUGGGCACGCUGACCGUGAGGGAGAAUCUGCGUUUCUCCGCAGCUCUGCGGCUGCCAAGCUCUGUGCCGCAGAACGAGAAGGAGGCCCGAGUCAAUCAUCUCAUCAAAGAGCUGGGUCUCACCAAAGUGGCGGACUCCAAGGUGGGCACAGAGAUGAGCAGGGGGAUCUCAGGAGGAGAGAGGAAGAGGACAAACAUUGGUAUGGAGCUCAUCAUUGAUCCCUCAGUCCUCUUCCUGGAUGAACCAACCACAGGCCUGGAUGCUAGCACUGCCAAUUCUGUCCUGCUGUUGCUGAAAAGAAUGGCCAGUCACGGAAGAACCAUCAUUUUGUCCAUCCACCAACCUCGUUACUCCAUCUACAGACUGUUUGACACUCUCACCUUGCUGGUUAGUGGAAAAAUGGUGUUCCACGGACCAGCUCCAAAAGCUUUGGACUAUUUCGCCAACAUCGGCUAUCCCUGCGAGCCCCACAACAACCCAGCUGACUUCUUCCUGGAUGUUAUUAAUGGAGACUUUACGGGUACAACCAUGACCAAAGUGCACAGCUCUGAGGAUUUGGACUCUGAGGAGCUCAGUAGCUCCAGGCAAAGCAUCGAGGAGCGCCUGAUCGAGGAGUACAGGAACUGCAGCUACUCCGGCGACACACGGGCAGAGCUGGACCGCAUCGUCCAGGACAAGGAGUGUGUCCUGCGUCCGAAAUCCCGCACCAUCACCUACAACAGCUCCUUCUUCCACCAGCUACGUUGGGUGCUGAAAAGGACCUUCCAGAACCUCAUGUUAAACCCACAAACAUCUGUCGCCCAGCUGGGAGUCAACAUUUUCCUCGCCCUCAUCGUCGGAGCCAUUUUCUUUGGAAUUAAAGAUGAUCAGAGCGGUAUCCAGAACAGGAUGGGUGCCCUCUUCUUCAUCACUACCAACCAGUGUUUCAGCACCGUGUCUGCAGCUGAGCUCUUCAUCAUUGAGAGGAAACUGUUUGUACAUGAGUACAUCAGUGGCUACUACAGAGUGUCGGUCUACUUCCUGUCAAAGAUCCUGUCCGACAUCACCCUGCGCACCAUCACCUCUGUUAUCUUCAGCUGUACUGUCUAUUUUAUGAUUGGGCUCAAAGCCACAGUGUCAGCCUUUUUCGUCUUCACGCUGACAGUGACUCUGGUGGCGUACACGGCCACAGCCAUGACCAUGGCCAUCUCGGCCGACCAGAGCGUCGUGGCUCUCGCCAACAUCUUCAUGACCAUCACCUUUGUCUUCAUGAUGAUUUUCUCCGGUCUCCUGGUGAACCUGCCCAGCAUCAUGGACUGGCUGGCGUGGCUGAAGUACUUCAGUAUCCCUCGCUACGGCCUCGCGGCUUUGAAGAUCAACGAGUUUGUGGGUUUGACGUUCUGCGAGGAGGCCGUGAUCAGAAACGCCAACAUGUCGGCUAAAUUGACCAACUGCAGUGUGAACACAGCUGGCCUGACAUGCACAGGAGAGCAGUAUCUGGACUACCUGGGAAUAGAGUACACCACCUGGGGCCUGUGGGAGAACCACGUGGCUUUGACUGUUAUGUCGGUCAUAUUCCUCAUCAUCGCCUAUCUGAAACUCCGCUACAUCAAGAAAUUCACUUAAAUGUUUAAUUCUCAACUCUUCAAUUUUGUCUUUGAAGAGGCUGUCCCGCAGAUGUUCACAAAAAAUGUCAAUUGAUGGGUGCGAUAUAAAGAUGGACGAUGUCACAGUUCUCCAAAAGUGAAGGCAAAUCAUCUUGAUCGCCCUCUGGUGGAUGGAUGCAACAAAGGUCAUAAAGACUGUCAUCUCCAUGUUAGUGGUUGGGGACACGGACCAAACUAAAAAGUACACGUUCAUUUUUAUUUUUUUUUGAAGUUGGUUUCUAUCAUUUUAGCUAGUUCUCAUCACACCGAUGAAUGUCUAGGAGUUAUUUGUUUAGUUUAUGAAAUAUUUGAUGCUAUAAACCAGGGUGAAAUGUCAUGAUUGACAGCUGAGACCAACUCGCAUAUUGGUCGAGUGUAUGUAUCGAGGAUACAUUAAUACCACGGCUCCAGACCACAAUCUCUACUGCACUGACUCUGGCUCCAAAUGAUGUCAAAUGGUAGAAAUGGAAUGGCCGCUCUUUACAUACAAUAACUAUUCCUUUAUACCUUUGGUUUGCACUUACUUGGAUACUCAGUAGAGUUGAAGUUCAUACCUGAAUGUGAACAUUAUUUGUAUCGUCUUCGGUGAAAACCAUGUGUUUCCACCACGUUUAUUUUCAGCGCCUGUUUAGUCAGUAUUUUUUCACAAUUAGGAGUGAAGUCAUGCAAAGCACGAAAACAGGGUACAGGUUUCUAGUAUUUCAAUGUUUUCUGUGGUUAUUUAUGAAUAUUUACAUUUGUUGCAUUAGUUUAAAAAACAGACUAUGCCUUUUUCAGUACUUAUGUAACUCAAGUAGUGUUGAUUUAUUCAGCUUUUUACCAAAUAACACUCAAGUUAAUCUUUCUAAUUAAUUGUUAUUGUAGAUAUUGUAUAAUUAUACCAGGUAGAUAUUAAGUAUGUUUUAACUUUCUCUAUUGUUCCAAAGCAAACAUCUAUAAAUACAUUUGUAUAUUCUGAUAAACAUUUCAUGUAACCCUGGUUUGUUUUCAAUGCAGUCAAUAAAUAGUGUUUUGGUGUUGA
Scophthalmus maximus (turbot) is the source of this 3480-nucleotide messenger RNA. It is a transcript of the gene abcg2d, whose product is annotated as ATP-binding cassette, sub-family G (WHITE), member 2d. Gene Ontology annotation, molecular function: ATP binding; ABC-type transporter activity; ATP hydrolysis activity. The transcript has 17 exons. Bases 298 to 2439 code for a protein of 713 amino acids. Gene Ontology annotation, cellular component: plasma membrane. NCBI's taxonomy places the organism in Eukaryota, Metazoa, Chordata, Actinopteri, Pleuronectiformes, Scophthalmidae. The record is from RefSeq and is a predicted model, not a curated record.